Molecule: messenger RNA, 4596 nt
Organism: Girardinichthys multiradiatus
Lineage: Eukaryota; Metazoa; Chordata; Actinopteri; Cyprinodontiformes; Goodeidae
Product: sodium- and chloride-dependent GABA transporter 1-like
Exons: 14
Coding region: 404-1942 (512 amino acids)
Biological process (GO): sodium ion transmembrane transport; neurotransmitter transport
Cellular component (GO): plasma membrane
Molecular function (GO): gamma-aminobutyric acid:sodium:chloride symporter activity
Source: RefSeq, a predicted model, not a curated record
GGAUAGGUCGAACUUUAUUACCAAACGUUCGAUAGCAGCUGCAGGAUCUGCCACCUCCAAAUGACUACACAAACGAGAGUCUCAAAGUCCAAAAUAGAGGGCCAGAUAUGCUGUUAAAUCAUCGAGGCCUUUGGACUGAUGUGAAGUUUUUCAUGUUUUCCUUUGGAUUUUUGAAUUUAUGAUUUGUGAUACUGAAGCAGCUGGUGUGGAGAACUGAAGUGGACGAGUUGACUAAGGAGCCGGGAAACUAACAGCACAUCUUAAGUCAGUACAUCACUUUGAGGUUGCCCAAUCCAGAUCCAAACCUACAGUAAGACCCUGAGUCCAACAUCAGCACACGGCUUCAUCCCUAGUUGUGAGGACAAGAGGCUUUCUGACCUAUCUGGACCAGAGUGGUCCCACGAUGGGGAAGACUGGGCAGAGUACCGUGGAUUUAAACUCCCCAUCAGAGGUCAAACAAGCCGUCCCAUCUGAGGACCUAGACUUCACAGCGCCCCCUGCAGAUCAGAAGAAGGAAAAAGAGGUUCCACCCGACAGGGGAACCUGGAAAGGAAAGUUCGACUUCCUGCUGUCCUGUGUAGGAUAUGCCAUUGGCUUAGGAAAUGUCUGGAGGUUUCCUUAUUUGUGUGGCAAAAAUGGUGGAGGCGCCUUUCUGAUCCCAUACUUUAUGACCCUGGUGUUUGCUGGGAUACCUCUUUUCUUGCUGGAAACGGCUCUGGGACAGUUCACCUCAGUGGGGGGGCUAGGUGUGUGGAAACUCAUUCCCAUGAUGAAAGGUGUUGGUUUGGCUGCUGUUGUCUUGUCUUUCUGGCUAAACAUCUACUACAUAAUCAUAAUCGCCUGGGCUCUAUACUACUUAUUCAACUCCUUCAGUUCGGAGCUUCCUUGGCAGAGCUGUGAUAACCCCUGGAACACAGAAAACUGCUUCUGCAAUUACAGCCUGACGGAUACUACCAACCUGACCAGUGCUGUCACAGAGUUCUGGGAGCGUAACAUGCACCAAUUGACUGAUGGUCUGGAGGAGCCAGGAGAGCUGCGGUGGCCUCUAGUGGGCACCCUGGCGCUGGCUUGGGUCCUUGUCUACUUCUCAAUCUGGAAAGGAGUAGAGUGGACGGGAAAGGUGGUUUAUUUUUCUGCCACCUAUCCCUACUUCAUGCUGUUCAUCCUGUUCUUCCGAGCUGUCACACUUCCUGGAGCCAUAGACGGCAUCCUGUUCUACAUCACCCCAGACUUCAAUAAGCUCAUUCGAUCCGAGGUGUGGCUGGACGCAGCAACUCAGAUCUUCUUUUCCUACGGACUGGGCUUAGGCUCGCUUAUAGCGCUCGGAAGCUACAACACUUACAACAAUGAUGUGUACAGAGACUCUAUCAUAGUAUGCUGCAUCAACUCGUGCACAAGCAUGUUUGCUGGGUUUGUUAUUUUCUCUAUUGUAGGAUUCAUGUCCUACAUCACAAAGAAACCGGUGCAGGAACUGGCAGCAUCAGGUCCAGGUUUGGCAUUUCUAGCCUAUCCUCAGGCAGUCACCCAGCUUCCCAUGUCUUCCCUGUGGUCCAUCCUCUUUUUCUCGAUGCUCAUGAUGCUUGGCUUGGACAGCCAGUUCUGCACAGUGGAAGGAUUUAUCACAGCUCUCAUGGAUGAGUAUCCCCUGGUGUUGAGGAAGAGGAAGAAGCUCUUCAUCCUUUUUGUUUGUUUCAUCUCCUUCAUCAUUGGCUUCUCCAAUAUCACUCAGGGUGGUCUGUAUGUCUUCAAGAUGUUUGAUUACUACUCUGCCAGUGGGAUGUGUCUUCUCUUUCUUGUCUUCUUCGAAACCAUUUCCAUAUCCUGGUUUUAUGGAGCUGAACGAUUUUACAAGAACAUUGAGGACAUGAUUGGUUAUCGGCCAUGUGUCUGGUGGAAGCUUUGUUGGAGCUUCUUCACACCUCUGAUCUGCCUGGCUAUGUGAUCUACAUGUUCUGCACUUCCAAAGGCACCAUCAAACAAGUACAUCCUUUUGCAUGCAUGUUUCAUUUCCAUCUACAUUAAUCUCAUGUGAUAUGAUGCUUAACAACAGACUCAUCAUGCUCUUACCAGAGGCUGAUUUAACUCUCUUUUACAUGGGCAGCGUUGGCGGAAGAUGACAACUAUCCAGGAGGAUGAGACGCCAACAGGGCUGGAAGAAUUCACACACACAGGGAGCAUGGGUGAAGCUCCGGUGUAGCCAGGAUUGCUCGGGUUAAAACUGUUCUGACUGUCAGGACUUAAUGUGGUUUCUCCUGAGUUAUAAAAAAAUGGGUAAAAGAAGUCUCUGGAGGAAAACAUUUCACUUGUUUGACUCUAUUCCAAAUUGUGCUGGAAAUCGUUUUAUACAUGUAACAGAAGUUUUCUGUAGCAGUAAAGAUUCUGAACAGGAUUGUGAAAAUUGAGAAUUAAAUUUUAGAUGAAAUUGUGUACAUAACCGGUAUGUGCCCUGUUAUUGGUUAUAAUGCUUCACAAAAGUAUUUAUACCUAAUGAACCUUUUCACAUUUUUCAUGUUACAACCACAAACCUCAAUGUAUUGCAUCAGGAUUUUAUGGGAUAGACCACCGCAAAGUAACACUUCAUGGUUUAACAUUUUUACAAAUCAAAAUUAGGAAGGUGUGCAUUUGUAUUAAGCAUCUUUUACUCUGAUACUUGUAAAUAAAAUUCUGUAAGACCAACUGGCUUAAAGUCAGAUAAUAAGUAAUUAGAGUAUACCUGUGGGUGGUUUGAUCUUAGCAUAAAUCCAGCUGUUCUUUAAUGGCCUCAGAGGUUUGUUAAACAACACUAUAAUGAUCCAAUAGUAUUGUAAAGACAAUUCAGGGGUAAAGUUGUGGAGGUAGAGUUGCAGUUGCAAUCUUGGCAAAAGGAGGUUCAGUAAAGUACUGACUCACGGGGGGGCUAAAUACAAAUGCACACCAUACGUUUUCUAUUUUAAUAUGUAAAAACUGUUGAAAUAUUGUCGUAGUAACAUGACAAAAUAUAAAAAAGUUCAAGGGAUAGGAAUAGUUUUGCGAGGAUAUGAACAAGCUUUUAACACAGGCAGUGAAGGUUGCUGUAAAGAUGGAAUAUUAAAACAAGAUUUCGCUACAAUGCAUUCAAUGUAAUUUGCCCAUAUAUUGUAUAUAGUAUGUAAUACAAUAAAGUAUCUUUGCUAAUAAAACCAUAAUCACUAUGAAAAAAAGUUCAAAAAUCUUAUUUCCCAUAUUUCUAACUUAAUUUUAAGGAAAAUAUAUCUUUAGGUUUUAAUUUAUGUAUAUUAAAGAAUGUUGUUUUCAGUGUAUUUCCAAAAUUCAAAAACUGUAAAAAUAUUAAAUUUCUUUUUAAAAGAAGACGCAAAACAGUCUAAAACCAUGCAUCUCCAAAGUACAAUUUUAAGGCCUUAUAAGUAACAUUUUACUAAUUUUUUUAGAUCCUCAGAAGUCUACAAGCAGUUUCUUUUAAAGGUCUUGCAUGCUAAAUUAUAACCACCUACAGGUAACAUUUUUAUAAAUGUUUGUUUAGUCUAAUGAAAUUUGAGAUAGCAGGUGUAGGGAAAACCCAUUUUUAAACCAAAAGCAUAACAAGGACUGCAUAAGAAAACUAGAGACAAGAAGAUGAGAUUACUAGAAGAAGUGAUUACUGGGAUUGAAACCAGGUGUGACCAACUGACUGUGAAAGCAGCUGAGAGAGGAGCGGGAAAUAAACAAGAGGAAUUGAAUAAACAGCAUGGAAAGAACAGAGGUACCAUAUACAUAAAACUUGUCAAAACAAUAAGAAAACACAAAUCAGCCCUUCUAGUAUGGAUGGAUACAAACUAAACUGAAUCGUAUUGUUGCUACUGUAGUUAUGUAAACACCACUUUUUUAGCGGGACCAUCAUUAAGCACAAUGUUUAAGAUCACCAUCCUGGCCAUACAGAGAAAAAAAGUCAAGCAGAUUAGCAGGCCAUUCAAUUGGAUUUCUGUUUUACUUUUUGUUUUAACAAAGAUCAGCCAAACAUUUGUAGGGAUUUAUUUUUAUAUGAGCAGCUUUUGUCCGCUUGACAAUUGGUGUGUCUAAAUGUCAGAAGAUUUAUAUUUUUUUUAUUGAAUGUACAAAUUUGGAGAUGCAUACUUUGAAACAAAGAGAUUUGUUGUAUAUAUGUAUUCACUGUACUUCAACUUUUUAUGUAACUAAAGACUAUUAAAAAGUUAACUUCACAUAAAUACUACAUUCUUCAGCAUUGUUUUACUAUUAGGAUACAUUGAAUUUACUAAAUUUAAACAUUUAAGUUCUCUUCUAUAAUACAUUUUCUAAACAGUUACAUCCUGAGGGCUAGAUAUUUUUUGAUGACUCCUGAUCUUUUGCUCAACAUUCAAACAUGUUACUGAAAGCAUAAUCUGUGUUGAACUGAGGCCCCAGUUCAUCAACACGUCACUAUUUACUUUGUCUGUUUUGAGGGACUAGCUUUCAAAACAGAAGCUGGUGUCAUCGUCUAAGCCUACUGUGUUCAUUUAAAAGGUGGCGCAGUUGGUAGCACUGUUGCCUUGUAGCAAGAAGGUCCUGGGUUCGAUUCCCGGCCUGGGGUCUUUCUGCAUGGAGUUUGCAUGUUCUCCCCGUGCAUGCGUGGGUUCUCACUGG